Messenger RNA from Anthonomus grandis grandis, 964 nucleotides. Its product is annotated as CD151 antigen-like. The record is from RefSeq and is a predicted model, not a curated record. Bases 74 to 928 code for a protein of 284 amino acids. NCBI's taxonomy places the organism in Eukaryota, Metazoa, Arthropoda, Insecta, Coleoptera, Curculionidae. The transcript is spliced from 5 exons. Gene Ontology annotation, cellular component: membrane.
UAAUUAACCCUUUCAUUAUGACAAUCCGUGUCAAGCGACUAAAAUAAUCCAAAAUUUGUUUAUAUCCUAAUUAAUGUGUAAUUACUUUAACAGUAAAAUCUGGUUUUUGGUGACAGUGGUGUUAUUACUGAUUGCGGGCGUAUUACUCUUAUGUCUGGCAGUCAUUCUGGUGGUGAACAACAAUGUGCUCCAAAGAGCGACCCCUUCGUCGUUCAAAAUAGGGCUGCCCUUUAUCACGGUUGUUAUCGCGGGGGUUUUAAUGUUCGUCGUCACUUGGUUCGGCUUUAAUGGGGCCCUUAAGGUCAACAUCUCCGCACUCAGAUUGUUUAUGUUAGUUGCAGCUUUCCUAAUCAUCAUAGAAAUAACUUGUCUCGCCUGGAGUACAAUUUCGGCGAAUAGCGACGGCACGAAGCAGCACGUGGAAGAACAUAUAAAGAAUAUUUUUUUAAAGAACAGAAAUCAGACUGUAAGGAAAAGGUUGUCUUUGAAGAAGUCGACGAAUGUAAAGGAGAAUGAUGAGUGUCGUUUUGCAGAUACUACCGUAAUUGAUUCGAUCCAAUAUCAGUUUAGCUGUUGCGGCACCGAGAACUCUACAUAUUGGAUCAUCAAAAAUGAAAGUUAUAUCCCGGAUAGUUGCUUUCCAAAACGUAAUAGACGACUACCCCAGCACGAAGAAGGUUGCUAUGAUGGCGUUCGGUAUUUUUACAUACUAUGGGCCUUGGCAACGUCGAUUAUACUUGGCAUCGCCAUGCUUCUUGAGAUUGCAGGUAUGACAUUAGCGUUCAGACUAUGGUCGGGGAUACUGAACGGAGAACAUGAAGAAGAAUAUUACGACUCCUCUUCUAACGAUGAAGACGAUCCGAAUGGUAUCUCAUCGAAACGGAUACCGAAUAUCUCAUCAAUUUCUUAUACGAUGUAUCAAAUGUAGAUGGAAUUUUAAGUAUGAAUAAAGCGUUUUAUAAGA